This is a messenger RNA of Strongylus vulgaris, 726 nucleotides long. NCBI's taxonomy places the organism in Eukaryota, Metazoa, Nematoda, Chromadorea, Rhabditida, Strongylidae. The record is from the annotation of a GenBank genome assembly.
AUGACCUCCUCCUCCGGAGGCUCAGAGUCGUACGACCUCAUCAUGUGUAUAAACUGCCGGCAGCUUAUUCAGCACAAACUACAUAUUAAAUGCUGUGAAUGCUCGGCAAUGAUUUGUAUAGAUUGCUUUUCUUACGGAUGUGAAGCGGGUUCCCAUGUGCGUGGUCAUAAUUAUGAAAUUCGCGAUCCACUUGGCGGUCGGACAUUUGACACUAAGGGAAGUUGGGGUGCAAUAGAAGAGAAAAAACUCCUAGCAGCUGCAUAUCGUUACAAACUUGGCAACUGGGGUGAAGUUACUAGACUUAUGGAGACUAACCGACCUAUCAGCCAAGUCCAGGAAUAUUACGAUCGCUUCUUUAUUCGUGGUCCGAUAGGACAGCUUGCUUUGAAGCGCUUGAACUGGGAAGAUGCAAAGAAAAACAUGAUUGUGGAUGGUAAUCUUGUUCAACAAGUUGAGUCUGAUCGCAUCACUUAUCUACUAAUGGUUAUGGAUGCUCUCAGAGACAGCAAAACAAAAUUAGAUCCUCAAAGUCCCAUCCUUACCAAUGAGAUUGAUGACUUGGUUCAUAAUUACAUGAGUCGUAUGCAGUUGCAUGCUGAAGAGAAUUUUUGUGACGCACUUGAGCAAAGAACAUCAGCGAAAAGUGUUUGGCAAUGGUUCCUACUGACAUGUGCAUCCGCAACACUUCCUAUCGGGUAUCUGUAUUCUGCUGUGUUAUGUAGUUAA